CCCCACGGCGGGUAAUGGCGGCUGGAUUGCUGUUUUGGGCUCAGGCAUCUCCCUGAGGGGAAAUCGGAAGUGGCGGGGACGGAGCUGUUAGCUGUUCCCUCCGGGGCCAUGGAGGGGAAGUCGAAGGUGGCCCCUAGCGUGGAUUUCGAUCACAGUUGUUCGGACAGUGUGGAGUAUUUGACGCUGAACUUCGGACCUUUCGAGACGGUGCACCGCUGGAGGAGGCUACCACCCUGUGAUGAGUUUGUGGGGGCCAGACGAAGCAAGCAUACUGUUGUGGCCUAUAAGGAUGCAAUCUAUGUGUUUGGAGGGGACAAUGGAAAGAACAUGUUAAAUGACCUAUUAAGAUUUGAUGUGAAGGACUGCUCUUGGUGCAGGGCUUUCACAACAGGGACUCCACCUGCGCCUAGGUACCAUCAUUCAGCCGUUGUGUAUGGAAGCAGCAUGUUUGUGUUCGGUGGCUACACUGGAGACAUUUAUUCCAACUCUAACUUGCAGAACAAGAAUGAUUUGUUUGAGUACAAGUUUGCCACAGGCCAGUGGACAGAAUGGAAAGUAGAGGGCAGAUUGCCUGUUGCAAGAUCAGCACAUGGAGCCACGGUUUAUAGUGACAAACUCUGGAUCUUUGCAGGCUAUGAUGGUAAUGCCAGGCUGAAUGACAUGUGGACCAUUGGCCUCCAGGAUAGAGAGAUGGCAUGCUGGGAUGAGAUCGAGCAGAGUGGAGAGAUCCCUCCUUCAUGCUGUAAUUUUCCUGUGGCUGUCUGCAAGGACAAGAUGUUUGUUUUCUCAGGACAGAGCGGAGCAAAGAUCACCAAUAAUCUUUUUCAAUUUGAAUUCAAGGAAAAAGUUUGGACAAGAAUUCCCACUGAACACUUACUCCGAGGUUCCCCUCCCCCACCUCAAAGGAGAUAUGGCCACACCAUGGUGGCAUUUGACCGACAUCUCUAUGUGUUUGGCGGUGCUGCAGAUAACACAUUGCCUAAUGAGCUACAUUGCUAUGAUGUUGACUCUCAGACAUGGGAGGUCAUUCAACCCAGCCCAGACAGUGAGGGGAGCAACUUAUACACAGAGGCAACGUAUGAUCCGGAUUUUAUGAUGCCCAGUGGAAGACUUUUCCAUGCUGCAGCAGUUAUUUCUGAUGCAAUGUAUAUCUUUGGUGGGACUGUGGACAACAACGUGAGGAGUGGAGAGAUGUAUCGGUUUCAGUUUUCUUGUUAUCCGAAAUGCACUUUACAUGAAGACUAUGGGAGGCUGUGGGAGAACAGGCAGUUCUGUGAUGUGGAAUUCAUCCUAGGAGAGAAAGAAGAGCGAGUUAAAGGACAUAUAGCAAUGGUUACAGCUCGAAGCAAGUGGUUAAGAAAGAAGAUUAUCCAGGCCAGAGAUCGGCUAAAGCAAGUACUUCCUGGCCAUCAGAAAGCCAAGCAGGAGACCGCAGUUGGAGAAGAAAUAGCAGGCACUAACCUGAAACCAACAAGUUCACUGCUUCAGUUGGAGGUGGUGAUCCGUGAAGCUGAGGCACAACCAUUUGAGAUCCUGAUGCAGUUUCUCUACACAGACAAAAUCAAGUACCCACGAAAGGGUCAUGUGCAGGAUGUCUUGCUAAUAAUGGAUGUUUACAAGCUUGCCUUGAGCUUUCACCUGGCUCGACUAGAACAGCUGUGCUUACAGUACAUUGAGGCCUCAGUUGACCUUCAGAAUGUACUCACUGUGUGUGAGAAUGCCAACAAAUUACAGCUGGACCAACUAAAGGAAUACUGUCUAAAUUUUGUGGUGAAAGAGUCGCACUUUAACCAAGUGAUAAUGACCAAAGAGUUUGAGCAUCUUUCCCCCUGCUUAAUUGUGGAGAUUGUGAGAAGAAAGCACCAGCCCCCGACACGGGUACAUUCCGAUCAGCCUGUUGAUAUAGGCACCUCUCUGGUCCAGGAUAUGAAGAACUAUCUGGAAGGAGCAGGCAUGGAAUUCUGUGAUAUAACUCUGCUGUUGGAUGGUCAUCCCAGGCCAGCCCACAAAGCAAUCCUAGCUGCCCGCUCUAGUUAUUUUGAAGCUAUGUUCAGAUCUUUCAUGCCUGAAGAUGGGCAGGUAAAUAUCUCCAUUGGUGAAAUGGUGCCAAGUCGACAAGCUUUCGAGUCGCUCCUUCGUUAUGUGUACUAUGGUGAAGUCAACAUGCCUCCAGAGGAUUCAUUAUAUUUGUUUUCAGCACCUUAUUACUAUGGCUUUACGAACAACAGACUGCAAGCAUAUUGUAAGCAGAACCUGGAGAUGAAUGUGACGGUAGAGAAUGUUCUGCAGAUUCUAGAAGCAGCUGAUAAGACUCAGGCUUUAGACAUGAAGAAACAUUGCCUCCACAUUAUUGUACAUCAUUUCACCAAGGUCUCCAAGUUGCCAAACCUACGAUCCCUAACUCAAGCACUGCUUCUAGACAUCAUCGAGUCAUUAGCAAAUCAUAUUUCAGACAAGCAGUGUGCAGAGCUGGGCUCAGAUAUGUGACAAUUAAUUUUAAAUGUGGAUUCUCAAAUUGUUUUAGAAACUUUGCUCUCUUGUGAUCCAGAUUUGUAGUAUUUAUUACAUAUAUUUAAAUGAAAUUAUUUUAAGUAGAAGAGUUAGGAUAUAAGGUUCAAGCUAUUUUUAAUUCAGUGUCUGAAUCAGGUCCUUGGCUGCUGAUAGUGGCUGGAAAGAUAAAGUAUCAAUGUCCCACCUUUUUGUUUGCUGGUUCAAACAUAAUAAAGGUGCAAGUAACUUUACUUCUAAAUAAAUUGACACGGACAAAUUAUCAUCUUUUGCUCGUAAGAGGACUUGCACAAUUUAGCCAUGAAAUUUAAAAAGAACAAACCUAUUUCACUUGGUCAUGUAUCUUUUUGUACUUCUAAAAUUAUAAAUGGAAUGAAUAAAACUGACAUUCCAAGGUGCAUGCAAAUGACACAGAAGUGAGUACCAGUCUUACUGGCUUACUGUCUGGUAGUUUUGAUGUCUCUCUAGUUCAUUGCUUACUAUUAUGUGAUUCUCUGAGAGUGCCCAGAGAUUCCAGGAUUGUAACUGGAGUCCUUUCAACCGAUGUUAGUCAAUGGUAUAUAUGUUAAGUAUUAGUCAAUUAACACUGUGUAAAUGAAUACAAGUGGUUUUCUUUCGUGAGAUCUGAUGUCACAAAGAUGCCACUUUGUUCUGACCAGGCAUCUCAAUUGGCAACCUUUUUGCAGAAUUUUGAAUGAGCCAUGACAUUGAUUAUCAUGACUGUUGUAAUAAUGUUUACAGGAAUUGUGAAAGACCUGUUGGUACCACAUAUGUAACAUGAUAGUUCUGACAGUAAAACAAAUCUCACAAUUUCAGUAGAUCUUACAUAUGGAAAGAUCUGAAAGCAAGGAACAUUAAUGUGGGCUAAGUUGUUGCUUCCAACCCCUCUCCUAGCAGCAAAUUGUAUUGAAUCUUUUGCCUGGCUUUUAUUACUUUGUUUUGCUAUUUGGCGUUGCAUCUUGGCCCUGAUCAGGAAAGUUACUGCAAAGCAUAUUUUUACUAUUGAAAAUGCUUAAAGUUAGAAGAAGGAGAUUUCUUUAUAGCCCCUCCAUCAGAAUUGGAACAUAACCUCUGUCAAGUGAUCCUUAAUUUUACAAAUAUGCAAACAGUUGCGCAAACAGAGCAAGUAGCUGGUGGCAGAUUUUGAAUGUGUUGCACAGUUCACAUGUUCAUGAGGCUGUACACUACAUGGUGUGUGUUUUUGCUGGUGUCUGAAGUUAACUAAAAUUCCUAGGCUUCAUUCACCAAACAACCUUAACUGUCACCCUCGGAAAAAAUAACCAGAAGUACUGCGUAUUGGUUAGUAUUUGCAUCAUGUUGCUAAUGAGUCGGAUUUACAAUUUGUCAUGAUUGAAUUAUGUAGUUGUAAGUCAGACUCUGAACUGAACAAAGGGAAGUCCAUGACUGCAAUCCUACAUGGUCACCCACAGCCAUGUCACUGAGAAGGUGAUCAUGACCUUGUGUCCUUUAAACAUUUAGAUUAAUUGCUGUAAAACUGAUCAGGUUUUUGGGGGUAGAGGAGGCGGAGGGGUGGUCGUGGAAGAUGUUAAGACUGAGGUAAAUGUAUUCCAAAGUCGAUUAAAUACAGUGAUCAAAAUUCACUUUUAUAUUUGUUAUAUAUGUUAUAAAAUGUUUAAUUGUUUAACUGUAAUGAAAUUGCAAAGAUUAAUGUGUAAUGUAACUUCCACAUAUCAUUAGUGUUACAUUAUUCUGUUUCUUGUGCCUCAUGUAGGCUCUCUUGUGUAGUUUCGCUAACACUAUAAAGUAAGCUGUCAUCCA
This is a messenger RNA of Carcharodon carcharias (great white shark), 4287 nucleotides long. It is a transcript of the gene lztr1, whose product is annotated as leucine-zipper-like transcription regulator 1. Gene Ontology annotation, cellular component: Golgi apparatus. Gene Ontology annotation, molecular function: protein binding. The record is from RefSeq and is a predicted model, not a curated record. Lineage: Eukaryota; Metazoa; Chordata; Chondrichthyes; Lamniformes; Lamnidae. The transcript is spliced from 21 exons. Bases 109 to 2487 code for a protein of 792 amino acids.